CAGGUUUCUCUGGAUGACAGCUGUGAAAGUCCACUAUCAAACCGGGGUCCAGUAUAUCCCGUGCAGGUACCCAACACUGCUCAUCAGGGUCGUAUCCCUCCCAAUCCACGAGGUACUGGAGUACACCUCCAUAUCUCCAGGAAUCCAGCAACCAACGGACAGCGAACGCAGGUGCUCUGUCUAUCUCCCUCGGAUGGGGUAGUGUGAUGUCCAGCGUAGCCUUGUCCAAGGGCCCGGACAUGAAAAGAACGUGAGGCUCUCAACCUGGGGGGAAAAUCCAAUUUAUAAGUCACUUCGUUAAGCCUUUUCAGUAUUUUGAAAGGACCAAUGGAUUUAGGGAUCACUUUUCUACUUCCCUCAGAAGCUCUGAAAUCCUUGGUAGACAGCCACAUUCUAUCUCCAGGCUGAUAGAUGCGGGUUUCACCUCUAUGGCGGUCAGCUUUCUCCUUAUUUUUUCUUAGUACUUCCUCAUCUGCUGGUGGGUUUCCUUUUAAAUGCUUUCGCUUCUCUGCAUCCAAGCAUCAACAGCUGGUGCCAUGGUGCUUAGACCAGUCUGAAGAGUUGUUUUUGCAAAAGAGUCUGAGGAAUUUCCCCAGUUCCUGGUUCAUUCACUCACAUUGUCCAUUCGAUUGCGGAUGAUACCCAGACUGAUUCACACACCCAGGGGACUGAUUGAUCUCCCAGGGGAUUCUGGUAGAUUGAGUCCAAAUAGAUUUCAGAGCCGAAGGGACUUGUGACAGAUAGAUUGUGCCAAAAUACCCGAGGGCUGAAAAAAAAUCCACAAAUGAUCCAAAAUAUUAUUUUUUCAAAAUAUCAGUGCAUAGAAUCAUUGCUUCCUGUGAGAUACCAUGUUUCCUAUCACUGUAUGAAAGAUGCACAACACUUCUUUUAUUGUUGGAUUGCUCAGAGCAGUUUGGAUGAGUCAGUGCUUAUAACAUAAUAUAGAUGAUUAAAUUGUUAAAGAGUCACAAUGAAGCAUGUCUAAUGUAUUCAGUACAUUCUUAUUCAAGGGUUUACUUGUUCAAUAAUGCAAUCUGUGAGACAAACCAAACAAAAAUCUAUACAUUCUUGGUAAGUUCUUUACAUAGCAAAUAAACGCAGCAUCAUUUCAGAACAUUCAGAGCAUUCAAAAAGCACUUCAUUAAAGAAGAAGAUUAAACUACAUAAAUAGCCCAAUUUUGUUUGACUUUAAAGAGUUAAUAUUUAGUGAACUACUGAAUUUGCUCUGAUAAGAAAAAAGCUUGAAGUUGCCUUCAGUUUCUCUGCCGUCUCCUGAAUAUUUAAUAUCCAUGCUUUGUUCCAUGUCUAUGAUAUUGAAUUCAUUACAGUCUUUUGACAAAUGAGGCAUUUGCUGUGGCUCUUGAUGGACAAAUUAUUUGAAUUUCCAUUUCAUCAGUGGGUCUCAGUGUUAGGUUUGUGCUUUAUGGCUGUGGUCUUGACUAAAUUCAGUACAUUAUUAUUUUGGUCUGUUAAAAUACAGUCAUUUAGUAAAUUAGGCUGCAGGUCUAGUCAGAGACAAAAGGCUCUUAAAUGGCUCUUGGCUAACUUCAUUACCACAGUGCAGAGCAUCACACUGUAAUUUUGCGAUACUGCUGCCACCAUCAGGUGAAAGGAAAAACUGCAGUAUACUGGCUGGCGGACCACUUUUUACACACUCUUAAACAGAAGCCACAGGCCAGUUGAAAUCUGACUGUGGGCUGCAUUUGGCCCUGGGGUUGGACUUUGUACACCCCUGACAUACAACUGAAGUUCACAGUUUUUCACACUGAUUAUCAUUAAUAUAAUCAGAAAUGUGUGUUAGAAUCAUUUCCUUACAUGAACUUUAACAGCAGAGUCACGUUUAUAUCAGCAUUUGUAUUUGAUACUGUUCUAUGAAGACGAUAAUGUAGCUAUCAAUAAACUAUUAGUAAUUGGUCAGCAGGAAUAUUAAGUGAAUGUGUUAUUACUGAGUUUUAUUACUGAAAUCAUUAGAUUACAUUAAAAUAUGUUGCAGACAAUCAGUAAAAAGGGUGUCUUAACAACUUGAGUAUCGAUAUUCUGCGAUCCAGAAAGUGAGCACUUUAUCAUUAUUAUAAAGGGCCUGAAGGUGUAACGGAUAGUAGCAUUUUUUUUGAUGUAAACAAUAUCAUCUUGUCCUUCUAUCAAAAAUACUGGAUUAUGGUUUGUGUUAUUGUGUUUUUUCAGUGUUUUAAAAGUUGUUUCUUUCUCUCUGAUCUGAUUCUCCUCCACUUGAUGAUAGUCUUUGUUUUUCAGUGGGACAUGGGAGCAGAGACUGAAAAUGGAGGAGUCUGUUCUGCUGACCGAAUUAAAGGAGGAGAGUCUCUCUCUACUGCAGAACUUAAAGAGAUUAAUUGAAGAAAUGAAAGCAGAGGAGGAAAAGCUGAAGAGAGCUGAGACUGAACUGGAGAACACAGUCAAACAAACACACAGUAAAGAAGAAGAACAAAAAGAGAGAGAGAGACCACCAGAGAGAUCAGUCUGGAGAUCAGAGAGAUGCAGGAAAGAAGAGUGAGAGAAAGAGUGGAGAUGAGACAAAGAGAGGAAGAGGAGAUCAGAGGAGAGAUGAGAGCUGUUGUGGAUGAUUUGAGGAGCUCAGAGGAAGCAGUUAAAAAGAUAAAGGAGAGAAUAAAACAGCAUGAAAAACAAAAAGAUGAAUGUAAGCGAAAGUUAUCAGAGGAGAGAAAUGAGGAGAAGAGGAGAGAGCUGGAGAGAGGAGAGGAGAGAGAAGAUGAGCAGAUGAAGGAGGCUGAAGAGGAGCUGAAGAGGAUGCAGGAGGAGAGGAGGAUGAUGGUGAAGAAGCUCAGACUGGAGAUGGAGAUCAGAGAGAAGAAUGCGGUAAAAGCAGAUACACACUUCAUCAGGAAGCUGCCUGAACUCAUUACUCAGACUGUUAUAACAAACAGACAGAAAGAGUUUGAUAGAGAGAUAAAUGAAAAAGAGAGAGAGUUAGAAGUUUUCUUAGACGAACAUACAAAAACAAUAGAGAACAAAAAUAAAACAAUAGAUGAGAAGAAUGAACUGCUGAGAGAGAAGGAGACUCUACUGGAGAUCACAGUGAAAGAGGGGGAAAGCAGUAAAAAGCAGCUGGAGACUCUGAGAAAGGAACUGCAGGACAAGAGCAGCAAACUACAGGAGAUGAUGAUCCUACUGGAACAACAGAAAACUGAACUCACCCGUCAGCAGAAAGAGUUAGAAGAGAAAGAACAACAACUGAAACACACAGCACAACAGAAUUCAGACCUACAGACUGAAACUGAAACACUGACAACUCUCAUUUCAUCACAGAUGACUGAUUUAACUGAAAAGACUAAACAGCUCAAAGAAACAAAACACAUUCUAUCUGAGAGAGACAGACAGCUAAUGGAGAGAGAAAAACAAGUGGAGGAGAAAGACAGACUUCUGACAGAAAAUACAACAACACUUCAGAUGAAGGAGAAGAUUUUAGAAGAGAAACACAAACUUCUCACAGAGACACAAGAUGAACUGAGACAAACAACAAAGACAUUAGAGAGUCAUAGAAUACAAAUGAAAGAAAUGGAGAAAAGACUUGUGGAGAAAGAUGAAGAAUUAAAAGAGACAAAACAAGAACUGAAAGAUAAUAACAUAAAACUGAAAGAUAAAGACACGAUUAUAAAUACAUUAUUAAAGGAAACUAAUGAAAGAUUAGAAAGUGUUAAUAAACAGCUUAAAGAUAAAGACUCACAACUGGAGAAUCAGAUCAAACUGCUGAGAGAGAAAGAGACUCUACUGGAGAUCACAGUGAAAGAGGAGGAAAGCAGUAAAAAGCAGCUGGAGACUCUAAGAAAGGAACUGCAGGACAAGAGCAGCAAACUACAGGAGAUGAUGAUCCUACUGGAACAACAGAAAACUGAAGUGAGUGAAAAAGACAAACAGCUUGAAGAGAAGGAGAGACUUCUAAGUGAGAGAAACACACAGCUAAUGGAAAGAGACAAGCAGGUUGAGGAGAAAGACAGACUUCUAGAGGAGAGAAACAAGCAGCUGCAGGAGAGAACAGAUCCAGACUCAGCAGCUCCAGCCAGGAGGAGAAACAGCAAAGACUUUAUACCUCCAGACUUCAGUGGAGAGACUCCAGACUCAGCAGCACCACUCAGGAGAAGAAACAGUAAAGAAGAACUUCCUCCACAUAUGAGUGGAGAAUCCUCUAGUUCAGCGUCUCCAGAGUCAGUUCCUGUAGCAGAGCUCAGGCUGGUGCUGCUGGGGAGGACUGGAUGUGGGAAGAGAGCAGCAGGAAACAUCAUCCUGGGCAGAGAGGAGAGGAGCCAGGCUGGAACGUCUACAGUGAGGCAGCAGAGUGAGAGCAGACAGGGGGAGGUGGCUGGGAGGCAGGUGACUGUGGUGGACACUCCUGACUGGUUCUGUCCUGGACUCUCUCUGGAGGAGCUGAGACAGGACGUGGGACUCUGUGUCCGUCUGUCUGCCCCAGGACCCUAUGCCUUCCUCCUAGUCAUACCAGUGAAGCAGUCUACAGGAGAGGAGAGAGGCAUGCUGGAGAAAAUGGAGGAGAUUUUUGGAGAGAGAUGUUGGAGGAACACCAUGAUCCUUUUCACUGUUACUGAUGAAGUCCAAGAGAAGAACAUUGAAGAGUUUAUCCAGUCAGGAAACCAGGAGGUCCAGAGACUUGUAGAGAAAUGUGGGAACAGGUUUCACUGUCUCAGCUUUAAGGAGAGUGGAGAUGGUUCUCAAAUCUCAGAGCUGCUGGAGAAGAUCGAGAAGAUGGUGGAAGGAAACAGAGAGAAAUUCUACAGCAGUGAGAUCUACCUGGAGACAGAAUCUCAGAUCAGAGAGAUAGAGAGAAGAAUUAUGAGAGAAAAAGAAAAAAUGAGAGACAGACAAGAAAGAGAAACUAGAGAGAAACUGGAGAGAUGUGAACAGGAGAUUUUCAUGAGGUUUACAGAAUCAACUACUAACUUUUAUUCAAAAAUAACUCAGCAUGAAGAGCGAAUAACUAAACUAGAGGAAAUGCUAAAAGAGGAAAGAGAUGAGAAGAGAAAGGUAGAGCUGGAGAGAGAGGUGGAGAGAGAGAUUCAGCAGAGGAAUGAGGUUCAGUUGGAGCUGGAGAGACUGAAAGAAGAGACUGAAAAGGAGAGGAGAGAGAUGGAGGAGAGACACAGACAGGAGAUGGAGGAGAUCAGAGAGACGUAUGAAAGUGAAGCCAAAAAGGAGGCAGAGAGAAUCAUGAAGACCAUCCUGCCUGAACUCCAGCAGAGAGUGUGGGAAGUCAUGACAAAGCAACAGAAAGAGUUUGAUUGUAGGAUGAAGGAAAAGGAGAGAGAGUUACAAAGACUGAGAUGGAGAUGUAGCGAGUUAGAGUGAAUCAGAGAGGGAAUCACAGCAGGAGCAGAUGAUCAUCAGGAGCACAGGAGUGGAUUAUUUAGCAGGUUAAGACAGCAUCUCCUUUGUGUAAGCACUCGGUCAGAUCAGUAAGAGCUUCUGACUGACUGUCACUCAUAGCCGAUGCGCUGAUUUGACUGAUAGUAGCAGCUGAUGAGGAGAUGAGCUCAGAAUAAGUAAAUGUCUCUCUCAGCAGUGAGAGACUCUAUGCACGUUUUUAACUUAUAUUUAAACAUGUUAUUUCAAAUAGUAAUAAAGAAAAUGAAAAUGUAUUGAAUAAAUUUUUACAGGAAUGGUUUAACCCCUAUUUUAACCCCUAGAGGGAAACAGAUAUUGUCUGUAAAAUUAUCACAAUACUGAAAAUGUAUACAAAAUAUCUACACCAACCUCAAACUCAGUGGCCGUGAGGCUGUAUGCCACCACAUUUGUUUUUGACAGAGAUGAGUUUGAGGUGUUGAUGUCAAGUCACAUGACCUUCUGAUUUGUUGAUGUGUGCCUACGUGGCUUUAAUUUCUUAAUUUUUUAAUUUGCAUUUAAUAUAGUUUACAAAUCUGCAUAUUUUCAGGAACUGCGACCCGAUCAUUACUGUCAGCCAUCAGAGUGAAGAGUAGAGUCUGAUUAUCUUCAGUUCUUCUUUCCACCCUGAUCAGAUCACUGUGUGGAGGGAAGAACAGAGAGAGCAGAGAUCAGACUGCUUCACUUACUGUCCUUAAUCACUGAUUCAGGAUCAGCUCUUAGGACUGCAGUGAAUGUGGAGCAGCACAUUAGAAAUGGAGGUUCUGUGAGCAGCUCCAGUUGCUGCUGCAUUACAUGGAGCAUGUAGAGCUUCAUGCAGCCUCUGGCUGGAAACAGUGUCUGAUGCCUGAGCUUGUUCAGUUUGAUCAAAGUGCAGCGUGGAAAGCAGCUGAGUGAGAUAAUCAGAUAUCAGCUGUUCAGAGAGAAUCACACAGAGAAGAGGAGAGAGAGCCUGGAGUGACAGAGAGGAGAGAGAGCCUGGAGUGACAGAGAGGAGAGCAGGAGUGCUGAAUGAUUAUUAAAGAUGAUUUAUAAUCUACACUGUAGAUAUGAUGAAUAUUAAAUUGUUUCCUGGGAGUGUUAAGAAACUUACUUGUAUAUACAAUUUACUUUCCCUAAAAUGCACAUUUACUGGUAAAAUAGUUUAAUACUGUGAUGAUUUAAGCAUAUAGAUUGUACAGUAUCAGGUAAAGGUGAUUUAUAAUACACACUGUAGAUACACUAUAUAGCCAAAGUAUGUGGGCACAAGAGGUGUGGAUUCAAGUCAUAUGACUUGGAUUCAAUUUAGACUCAAGUCACAAAUUUGAUGACACUAGACUCAACUCAAGAAAAUUGAGAAAGACUUGGGCAUUGGCUCUCUGUUUGACCGAUUUUAACAGCUUCUGCAGGUAAAACAGCACAAUGAGGCUGAAGUUGACAUGCUAUUCACCAGCUUCAUAUUAAAAUUUAUCGUUCCACCUUAAAUGGUGCAGCAGUGAGGUGCCAGAAUGUGAAUCUGGCUCCGUUUAAGGUGGAACAGAAAAUUCUAAUAAGAAUCCGGUGAAAAAAGCUUCAGCUUCUUCCAUUCACCAUCAUUUUGCUUUCUGUAAACUUUGUUCAGCUCAUUUGAUUUGGUUUCUGUUGUCUAAAUUCAAUUCAUACUAGCGGUUGUUAUUAUUUGGCUGAGCUAGUUUUAGUGCUGAGCAAGGCUUUUAUUUUAAUCAUGUGCACCUAAUUUUUGAUGAUUUUGGGAACAUUAUCUUCAAAUCUAACUAACUAAGUUCAGUAGUACUUGUAAUAUUCUUUUUAUGCUAAGUGCACUACUCUUUCUGUAUACUAUGCCUCUCAUGGUUAUCUGUGUACGAUGUAUUUUGCAUUUUAGUUGGAAGGGUAAAAGUAUAUAUAUAUAAACAAUAAUUAUAAAUAACAUUAAUAUACAGACAUACACUGCUAACAUGCUGUCAUUAAAAGGCUAUAGAACUUUUACCAUUAGUGUUUUACCAACCAGUGUUAUGGCCUCAAAAUAGCUGAAGAAUGAAGACUGACUUUAGGACUUGAAGAUUAGGACUAUUGACUUGGGACUCGACUUGAGACUCGCCUGUACUGACUCAGGACUUGAAUCGAGACUCGACUAUCUUGACUUGGGACUUGACUCGGGACUUGAGUGUGAAGACUUCAGACUUACUUGUUACUUGCAACAUAGUGACUUGUUCCCACCUCUGGUGGACACCCCUCCUAAUUACUGAGUUCAGGUGUUUCAGCUGCACUCAUUGCUAACAGGUGGAUAAAAGUAAGCACAUAGUCAUACAAUCUCCACAGAAAGCACUGGCAGUAGAAUGAGUCCUACUGAAGAGCUCAGUGACUUUAAACACAGCGCUAUCAUAGGAUACCACCUUUGCCACAAGUCAGUUUGUGAAAUGUCUGUCCUGUUAGAUCUGCCCCGUCAACUGUAAGUGCUAUUAUUGUGAAAUGGAAGUGUCUAUGAGCAACAGCUCAACCACAAAGAGAGAGACCACACAAACUCACAGAGAGGGGCUGUCGAGUGCUGAAGCACAUAGCACCUAUUCUCUGUUGCAUCACUCACUGCAGAGUUCCAAACCACCUCAGGAAGCAACAUCAGCUCUGCUGAACUGCUCAUUCAGAGCUUCAUAAAAUGGGUUUCUAUGGAAAAGCAGCUGCACACAAGCUUAAGAUCAAAAUGGAAAAUACCAAGCAUCGGCUGGAGUUGUGGAAAGCAUUCUACGGCUGGACACUGGAGCAGUGGAAAUUCUCUGGAAUAUUCUCUGAAAUGAUGAAUCAUGCUGGAAUCUGGCAGUGUGAUGGAUGAAUCUGAGUUGGGCAGAAGCUGUGAGACAACUACCUAUCAGAAUGCCAAGAGCCAACAGUAAAGUUUGGAGGAGGAGGGAUAAUGGUUUGGGGCUGUUUUUCAGGGUUUGAGCCCCUUAGUUCCAGUGAAGGGUAAUAUUAAGGCUACAGCAUUUAGAGACAUUUUAGACUUAUUAAUUAUAUGCUCCCAACAUUGUGGCAACAGUUUGGGGAAAGCUUUUUCCUGUUCCAGCAUGACUGUGCCCCUGUGCAGAAAGUGAGGCCCAAACACACAAGCUUUGCCUGCAUAGAGCCCUGAGCUCCACCCCACUGAACACCUUUGGGAUGAAUUUAAACAUCAAUUGCAAGCCAGGCCUUGUCGUCAAACAUCAGUGUAUGAACUAAUAAAUGCUCUUCUGACUGAAUGGGCACAAAUACCCCCAGAGACACUCUGAUGUGGAAAGACUUCACAGGGUCACUAACUCCAUAUUAACACCCGGGACAUCUGACAGUGAUGCGUAUGUGUCCACAUACUUUAGGCUAUAAAGUGUAUAAUGUUUUUUGUGAAUGUUAAGAAAUGAUCUUGUAUAUAGAAAUUUAUAUAAUGGUAAAAGUGUUUUAUACAGUGAUGAUUUAAGCUUAUAGAUUGUACAGCAUCACUACAGUAUGAAGCUGAAAAUGAACUGAACUAAAUCACUAAAACUUCAGCUUCUCACACAACAGAAAUCUAUAUUCACUAAUAUGAUAAAGACUCUGUUUACACUCAGUCUAAAGCAACAUAAACAUCACCUUUAAGGUCACAAAUGAUUUCUGUGAAUUCAUAUUUGUGGAAGAAAAUAAUAUUGAAACACUACAAAUAAAAUCACCACAAAUGACUAAAAAUGAUCAAAAGUGGUGGAGUGUCCAGUCUUCUCUGCAAAGAGCCAGUGUGGCUGCAGGUUUUUAUUCCAACAAAGCAGGAGCUGAACACAAGAUCAGAUGUUUGAUCUGGAUCAGUGUAAUAAAAGAGUAGAAUCAGCAACUGCUGCUUGUUUGGCGUGAAAACCAGCAGACACACCGGCCAUUUGCAGAGAAGACUGGACACUCCUGGAUUAAUGAAUCACUGAAGAAAUUUGUUUAUGAUGUGAUGCUCUGUGUUGUGAUGUGGUUUGUGUGUUUCAACCAUUAUUCAUCAUUAUAAUUAAACAUUAUGGAUCUCCAUCUUCAUCAUGGGAUGCUGAUUUCAUGCAACCCCAACAAAAAAAGUUGGGACAGUGUGUGAAAUGCUGAUUAAAA
This is a messenger RNA of Colossoma macropomum (tambaqui), 9426 nucleotides long. RefSeq names its product trichohyalin-like. The coding region runs from base 2494 to 5334 and encodes 946 amino acids. Gene Ontology annotation, molecular function: GTP binding. Lineage: Eukaryota; Metazoa; Chordata; Actinopteri; Characiformes; Serrasalmidae. The transcript is spliced from 7 exons. The record is from RefSeq and is a predicted model, not a curated record.